Molecule: messenger RNA, 5774 nt
Organism: Oncorhynchus nerka (sockeye salmon)
Lineage: Eukaryota; Metazoa; Chordata; Actinopteri; Salmoniformes; Salmonidae
Gene: ttc6
Product: tetratricopeptide repeat domain 6
Exons: 29
Coding region: 205-5580 (1791 amino acids)
Molecular function (GO): protein binding
Source: RefSeq, a predicted model, not a curated record
GUUGAUAGACAUGGAGCAACUUGCUGAGAAAUAAGGUUCUGAGGCACAUCGAGAAGCUAAAGCUGAAGAAGGAGUUAGGGGUGCCAAGCAAUGAGUCCCAGUGUGAAUUCCUAUAUAUGAAGCAGCUGUUUUUCAACUCCCACACAACCACCAGCACACAGGAUCAACCACCAGACUCUCCACACACUGGAGUCAUCAGGACUGAUGGAAGAGGCUACAGAGAGACCCUGUGGCACAUCGGACACGCCCCAAAAUAGGACCUCACAGAUGUCUGCAGGGUCAGUCAGCCUGUUGGAGUUCCAUGCAGAUCUGCUACAAUCACCACCUGCCUCCUUACCACAAAGUGCUCUCCUACUACACAUCCCUAAAACAAAGUCUGAGGUGAGCAGGAGUCAAGGAACCACACGUAUCAAAGGAAUCAGUGAAGGGAGAAAUUCAGUUCAUUUGGUCCUGUCUUCUCCAGGCCAGAAACCUUCCCAGAAGCCGGCCAUAGCUCAGCUAGCAGGGACUACCAAAGUGGUGUCCAUGUCCAUGAGGCCACAGCCUCCCUCUAAGCCCAGGUCAGAGAGGCCAGCAACAGGGACUAGGAUGUUUAUAUACAAGAGCAAGAAGGAGUCAGAGCAGGUGUCGGAGAAGGAAGCGGCAGAGAGGCGCAUCCGGAGAUCCAACUUCUUCAGCAGAUGUCUGGCUCUGAGCUCGGACAACACCGAUGACAGCAGGAACAGUGAGGACUCGGGCUCCGAGCCAUCCCACGGGAAAGCCCCACAGAAGGUCAAGAAAAAGAAAAGGAGGAAUCAGAAAGAUAGGUCUACGCAUGCACCAAGGACGCCCGCUGACGACAGAAGCUCAAAGAGCCAGAGGAGUACCAUGGCCCCUAACAGUAUCCACAGUGUCAAGUCCACCACAGAGCUGCUGGAGGAGGCACGGGGCAUUGUAGGGGCCGAGGUUGCAGAGAGCCAGGAGGACACGGACCCCCAGCAGAGACACCCAGAGGAGUCAGUGGCCACGACUAUGGGGCUUGUCAGAGGCAGAGGGAGGACGGUGGAUGAGAUCAUUGCCUCCUUACAGAGAGGGGACAGUGAUAUGCCAUCUGCCUCGGACCAGAUGAUCAAGGAGCUGAUGGAAAGAGUGCUGGGGGACAGCUACAAUGCUGACAACGAGACUAGUGCAGAUGGGUACAAGACCAUUCACCACCUCUGUACAACCCCAGUCAGCCAGGCCCUGCCUCUGGAGCUGCAGCUGGCUUCCCGGGUCUGUCACACCUCCAGCCAACUCAGUGCACCACCACAGUUUCACCAACAGAGGGCAGCACUACAACACAUCGCUGCCCAGCCUGACAGACACAGGAUAUUAAAUGAAGGCGUGCCCCGCGUGGAGGUGACUGAGUCUGAUGGAAAGGACUGUGUGAGUCACCUGCCUUCCCAGACUUCAGACAGCCUGGCUGACUGGCAGAGGAUCGCUGAGUUUUACGUGGAGAAGCCCAGGAUGAUGCUUCAUGGACAGGCGACCUCUCUGUGUUCCAACGAGCUGAAGAUGUUCUGGCACCCAGCGCCUCCUAAGUUCAGCUGCUCUCCUGCAUUCGUCAAACACAAACUCUUUCCCAAGUACCAGGCAACGUGGAACGAUCUCUCCAGAGAGGAGCUCUAUGGUGAUCUACAGGACCUGGUGGAAUCAGCCUGUGACCUGACAGAGAUGGAGCCAACCACCUCAGUGGAAAAUGUGCUGUCCAGAAAGUUCAAGUCUAUGAUAGACCUUAGAGUAACUGAGCAGUCACCUCAACCCUCCAUUGACAAAGAACAGUUGAAGAGGCCCUUCUCUGCCCCACACCUCAACCCUGAGCCAGAGGCCUUCCUCAAGGUAUCAUGUGACUUUGCCACCGUCACCAGAGAGCUGGAGGUGGUUCGGCAGCAGCUGUCCUCCACUGUGCUGGCUGAGGAGACCCAUCCCCAGGUUACUCCCACUGUCCAGCAGGAGGCCGACCACCAAGCCCCCGCAGCAGGCCCCAACACAGAGGAGCUUACCCCAGCCCUCAGCCAGAGUCAACUCCAGUACAGGAGGGACCGAGGCAGGGUGAUGAUGGCGGAACCCGUCAGGGGAGGCAGCAUAUCCCACUCGAAGAGGAAGGUCGCCAAGGGUGGGAAGAAGCUGUGCCCUGCCAAGCUGGCCUACAUCCACGAAAAACUGCAGGAGUCACCACGUACUCUCAUCAGGAGUGAGUCUGUGUGCCAGCUACUACCCAUCAAACCCACCACGUGCCUUUCAGAGGAGCCUCCCCUCCCUCUCCCCUUGCCUCGCUACCCGAGCCUACCCCUGGUGCUGGACUUUGAGAGCUUUGCCGCUGACCAGGGUGGCAUCCCCGACGUACUCCCUCCCCGGGAGUGGGUGAGGGAUAUCUGGGAUGCCUGGUUUGACCAGCUCUUCCCCCCACUGGAGGAGAGCAGCAGCACCUCCAAGAAAGAGUCAGACUCCUCUAAGAGGGCCCCCAGCAGCAGCCUCCAGAGCGGGGCCCUGAAGAAGCCUGGGGAGAAGGUCCUGAUGCUGGAUGAGAUACAGCCUCUGGACUGGGUGGACCUGUCUCUGACCCUGGAUCAGGGACUGACCACAGGCGACCUGGAGGGAGAGGUGGCCAAGCUGACCCAGGCUAUUGCCCAGCAGGACAGACCCAGCGCCUUUGACCUGUGUCGCAGGGGGGCGCUGCAGAAGAAACUGGGCCGGCUUAACCAGGCUCUGGAGGAUCUCAAUGCCACCAUUUCCCUAGAGCCCUACCUGCUGGAUGCUUACUGGCACAGGCACAGCAUUUAUCUGCUCAGAAACAACCAGAAUAGUGCUUUGGAUGACCUGAACUUUAUCAUCAAGCACACCAAGAAACAUGCAGAUGCCUUCAAGUCCAAAGCAGAAAUCUACAGAGUGAGAGGAGAGACCACCCUGGCUAUUAUAAACUACACUCAGGCCAUCAAAUGCAGACCUGAAGACGAUGACAACUAUUUCAAGAGGGCGGAGAUGUACGAGAAGAGGAAUGAGAUUCUACUGGCCAUGGAGGACUAUGCCAAAACGUUCACCAUCAACCCAGGGAGAACGGAUGCUCUGUUGACCCACGGCCUGCAGUACUUCCACAGCUGUAACUGGAUGGUGGCUCUGUCUGACUUUACUCUGCUGCUCCAGCGUGAUCCCAGCCAUGCCAUCGCCAGGACGUACAGGGGCAGGAUCUAUGCUAAGGUGGGUCAGUACCAGGAAGCCAUCGAGGACUUCUCCCUAGCAGUUCACCUGGACCCCAAUGACUGGCAGGCCUUCUACCACCGGGGCUGUCUGCUCAGGAAGAGGAUGCCUGAUAUUUCCCUCCAAGACCUCAGCACCUCAGUACUCAUUAAUGAUAGCCAAGAGAACCUGAGUGCCUUCCUGCACAGGGGCCUGCUCUAUACGGAGCGACGGCAGUGGCAACAAGCCGUGUUCGACUUUGAAGCUGUGAUCAAACUUGACAGGUCUGUAGCGCUGGCCCAUGUGAACCUGGGCUUGAUCUUCAUGUUGAAUAUGGGCCAGAACUAUGAAGCCAUCCGAAUGUUCAGCAACGCUUUGAGGGUGGACCCCACCUACAUCAGAGGAUACAUCUGCCGUGCCCAAGCCUAUCGCAAUGUCAAUGAUCUGAAGAGAGCGCUGAAAGAUCUGACACGAGCCACGCAUAUGAAACCAGACGCUCAACAAUUGUAUAUCAUGAGGGGCCAGUAUUUGUGUGACAUGGAACAGUUUGACCUGGCCACGUUCUGUAUCCAGUAUGCUGCAGAGAUGAACAAAGCACUAGGGUCAUCUCCCAUCCAGCAGGCUGCUGUCCAGUCUUUCCUGGGGAAUGAUGCCAAAGCCAUUGCCUGUCUGGAGGCAGCCUCCAACAACCGACCUUCACCUCCCAUCCUCAUUCUCCUGGGCAAGACACAGAUGAAGGCACGCAAGUUCAUGGAGGCAGUAGAGAGCUUCAGGAAAUCCCUGAUUCUGCUGAGCCCCAACGAAACCAACCUGUACAACGUCUCUGAAGCUGCAGAGGUCUUCUAUCUGACUGGACUCUGCUACAUGGCACUGGCUCUCCUGUUGCAGGCUUUUGAUGCGUUCAGCAACGCAGUGAAGAUUAACCCUGACUAUGCAGAUGCGUACCACCAGCGUGGGCUCUGUCGUAUGCGCCUGCAGCAGUCCAAGAGUGUUCAGGACUUCAACAGAGCCCUCUUCAUCAACCCCAACCUGUUCCAGGUGUAUCUGAGCCGUGCAGCCUUCUAUGGUGCUAAAGGGCGCUAUUCAAAGGCCAUCCUGAACUGCAACGAAGCCAUUAAGAUCCAGCCCAAGAGUGUCAGAGUCUACCUGUAUAGAGGAGCACUCAAAUUCUACCUGAAGGUGUACAAAGGGGCCGUGGAGGACCUGACCAUGGCCCUGAGGAUAGACAAAACCUGCUCAUUUGCACACUACAACCGUGGAGUGUGUUAUCAGCAACUCGAGGAAUAUGAAUUGGCUCUUAGAGACUAUGGGAUUGUCCUCCUCCUUCCCAGCAAGAAGGAGAUUGACCUGAAGGUCUUGAUCAAUCGUGCCCUUCUCUACGUGGAGCUGAGUGACCAUCACAAUGCCUUACAGGAUUUCAAAGCUGCCUCCUUGAGAAGUCCAGAGGACGCCACCAUCUACCAUGCCCUAGGAGUCUACCAUCACAGGCUGGGUCAGCUCCAGGAGUCAGUAGAAGCCUACAGCCAGGCCAUGCAGAUCAGCCCGUUCUUCCUAGAUGCCUACGUGGGGCGGGGCAAUGCCUGCAUGGACUACGGCCACACCCAGGCUACCAAACAAGCUCAGAGGGACUUCCUUUCGGCCCUGCACCUCAACCCCCUCUGCUCCAACGCACGCAUCUGCCUGGCCUACAACUUCCAGGUUUUCGGUUUCUUCCAAAGAGCCUGGAACCAGUUCACAGUGGCAGCAGAGAUUGACUCCAAAUGCUGGAAGGCAUUUGAGGGGAGAGCUGUCAUCAACCUGCAGAUGGGAAACACCUAUGCUGCUUUCCAAGACAUUAACAUGGCUCUGAAGCACCAUCCUGUGUCAGAUCAGCUGCUGACUAACCGAGGGGUGAUCAACCAGUUCAUGGGGGACAAAGCCAAUGCCAUGAAAGACUACCAGAGAGCCAUCUCACUCAACCCCAAGUAUGCCCUGGCCUUCUUCAAUGCUGCUAACCUCUACUUCUACAACAGGCAGUUUGAACAGGCCUGUGAGCACUACAGCCAAGCAUUUGAGCUGGACCCAGAGGAUGAAUCUGCGGUGCUGAACCGGGCCAUCACCAGGGCUCUGCUGAGGAAGGUUCCAGAGGCCCUCCAGGACUUCUCUGAGGCCCUGAGACUCAACCCUUAUUCUUCACACGUGUUCUUCAACCGAGCCAAUCUCUACAGCUCCCUGCGCCAGUACAGGAAUGCAGAGAAGGACCUCAGUCACGCUCUUCUCCUCCAGCCCAACGAUGCCCUGGUCUACAAGCUCCGUGCUGAUGUCAGAGGCCACCUGGGCUUGACUGACCAAGCGAUGCAGGACUAUAGAACAGCAGUGGAACUCCAAGAGGCACUGGAGGGCUGAGAUGAGCCAACCCCAUAUUAGCGAUACUAUACCAUCUGUUUCCUUAUGAUGCUACUCAACAUGACAUAUUAUGGUUGACUGAGGAAAUAUAUGCUGUUCAUCAAAGUGUGUACUUUGUGAUAUAUUGGGCAUCAGAAUCUUCAAUAUUUGUUAUAUUUGUUGUUAUAUGUUUAAUAAAACUUCCAUGACAUUCA